Hemicordylus capensis (graceful crag lizard) is the source of this 5217-nucleotide messenger RNA. Its product is annotated as zinc finger protein with KRAB and SCAN domains 7-like. Gene Ontology annotation, molecular function: RNA polymerase II cis-regulatory region sequence-specific DNA binding; DNA-binding transcription factor activity, RNA polymerase II-specific. The record is from RefSeq and is a predicted model, not a curated record. The transcript has 6 exons. Gene Ontology annotation, biological process: regulation of transcription by RNA polymerase II. The coding region runs from base 298 to 2085 and encodes 595 amino acids. Gene Ontology annotation, cellular component: nucleus. NCBI's taxonomy places the organism in Eukaryota, Metazoa, Chordata, Lepidosauria, Squamata, Cordylidae.
GAAGAGAAUCGCGGGAGGAGGUGGGAUCUGUAGCAAAGCAAAUGUCCCUUUUGAUGCUGCCUGGUGCAUUUCCUUGCGGUGGAGGUGCUCGUGGUCGAGAGUGAGGAGGGGGCAAAUCCUGCUCACCUUCCUGCUUCUACCCGGAGCUCCAGGAAGCCUCCUUCACCCUGAAGAAGGAGCUGAAGCUUCAAAGCCCCUUUACUGGAGAAGAUCUACAAGGUGGAAUUUCCAAGGUGGUAAUAGACCUCCAUCCCUUGGAAGGGACUCUGUCAGAGGCUGCUUUGGAGCAGAUCAAAGAUGGAAAAGGAAGACAUGGCUGGCUAUAAAGCAGGAAAAGGCCCUGAGGCCAUCCAGCCUGGGAGGACUGGGGAAUUCUGGGAAAAUAUUGAGCAGAAUAUCCAGGAAGAGGACACCAGCAGCUCAAAUGCACUGUGCCAGCGCUUCAGGCAAUUCCGCUACCAGGAGACUGAGGGGCCCCGAGAGGUUUGCAGCCAACUUCACCACCUUUGUCGUCAGUGGCUGAAGCCAGACACACACACAAAAGCUCAGAUGCUGGACCUGGUGAUCCUGGAGCAGUUCCUGACUUUCCUUCCCUCGGAGAUGGAGAGCUGGGUCAGAGAAUGCGGAGCAGAGACCAGUUCCCAGGCAGUGGCCCUGGCAGAAGGUUUCCUCUUGAGCCAGGCAGAGGACAGGAAGCAGGAAGAGCAGCAGAUGCAAGGACUGUUGUCAGAAGCUGUCCCCAGUUUCCACGAGUCAGAAAAGUCUCCAUCGGACACUGGGCAGAGGCCACUGUCCAACGGGGUCUCGCAGGAGGGGAGUAGAGGUGACACUUUUCUGGGUGCUGGGAUGACACUGCCUCUACAUUCCCAGCCAUCUCUUCCUUCUUGUGGAGUGGAAGGCACUUCAGGACGACCAGAUCAGGGUCACGUGACCUUUGCAGAUGUGGCCGUGCAUUUCACAGAGGCUGAGUGGGCUCUUCUGGAUGCUGACCAAAGGGCUCUGCACAGGGAAGUCAUGGAGGAGAACAACGGGCAUGUGGCCUCCCUGGCAGGUGAGAGCUGUGGGAAGAAGAAUGAGAAAAAACCCAGCAGAGGAUUGCUGGGAGGUGCCAAAUGGAAAAAGAGGGAACAACAGAGAAAGAAAACUGAAACAAAAUGGAAGAACAGGGUUGGAUCAUCUCCUUCUCAGCAUGAUGAUGGAAUGCAAAAAGCAAUGCAGGAAGAAACCGAAAGAAGCUUGCAGCCUCUGAGUAGUAAAAGCUUCAGUUCUGAACCAGGCUUUCAACUUCAGUGGAAAAUACACACAGGAGAGAAACCAUAUAAAUGCUUGGUGUGUGGAAAGAGCUUCAGCAAGAAUGGAAAACUUACUGUGCAUCUAAGAAUCCACACAGGAGAGAAACCAUAUACUUGCCUGGAGUGUGCAAAGAGCUUCAGCCGGAAGGGAGCUCUUACUGUACAUCAUAGAACCCACACAGGAGAGAAACCAUAUACAUGCUUGGAGUGUGGAAAGAGCUUCAGUGAGAAUGGAAAGCUUACUGUGCAUCAAAGAACCCACACAGGAGAGAAACCAUAUACAUGCUUAGAGUGUGGAAAGAGCUUCAGUGAGAAUGGGAAGCUUACUGUACAUCAAAGAACCCACACAGGAGAGAAACCAUAUAAAUGCUUGGAGUGUGGAAAGAGCUUCAGUGAGAAUGGAAUGCUUACUAGGCAUCAAAGAACUCACACAGGAGAGAAACCUUAUCAAUGCUUAGAGUGUGGAAGGAGCUUCAGGCAGAAGGGAACUCUUACUUUACAUCGUAGAAUCCAUUUUGGGGGGAAACCUAUAAAUGACUGGAGUGUGGAAAGAGCUUCAGUGAGAAUGGAAAGCUUACUGUGCAUCAAAGAACACACACAGGAGAGAAACCAUAUAUAUUCUUGGAGUGUGGAAAGAGCUUCGGCGACAAUGGAAAAUUUACUGUGCCUCAAAGAACCCACACAGGAGGCAAACCAUAUAAAUGCUUGGAGUGUGGAAAGAGCUUCAGCCAGAAUGGAAUGCUUAUUAGGCAUCAAAGAAACCACAAAGGAGAUAAACCAUAUAAAUGCUUAGAGUGUGGAAAGAGCUUUAGGCAGAACUCUUAUUUUUCCAUUCUGGGAAGAAACCUGUACAUGCUUGGAGUGUGGAAAGAGUUCAAGCAAGAGGGAAGCUCUUAUUGUACAUCAUGGAAGCCACAAAGGAGAGAAACAAUAUAAAUGCUUGUAGUGUUGAAUGAUCUUCAGGCAUAAGGAAACUCUUACUUUACAUCAUAGAAUCAAUUCUAGAGAGAAACCCUAUAAGUGUUUGGAGUUGGUAAGAUCUUCAAUCAACACAUAAAUCUCACUUCAUAUCCAAGGAUUCUGAAUGGGGAAAUUGACAGUGUGUGUGUGUGUGUGUGUGUGUGAGAGAGAGAGAGAGAGAGGAGUAUUUCUGUUAAACUGCUAAAAAAAAACCCAUUAAGAUGAUUUUCAGAAUGAAAUGUAACACAUAGGGAAUGUUUCCUACACAUAAGAAGGGAGGUUUCAGUUAGGAGGAAGUUGGAGGUUGUAGAAAAAAGAGCAGUUUUAGGUCUGGAAGGGAAGGAGUCUUCUGGUAAGAACUAACCUGCCUACUUUCCUUUCGGUAUAAUCUUCACAAAUUAGCCCACUUCAGCCUUAAACGUUCACACAUCCACCAUCAUGAACUGAGGUGGAUGACAUCAUCACAAACUAUGCCAUUGAGGUGUCCCUCUGGGUCUCUACAACUGUUCCAAUUUUGGUUCAAAUCGGUUAGCCCACUUGUGCCAAACAGUCACACAUCCACCAUCUUGAACUGGAGUGGAUAACAUCAUUACAAACUAUGCCUUUGAGUUCUCCCUAUGUCCCCAUAGAACUGUACAAUAUUAGGUCCAAAUUGGUUUCCACUUGUGCCUCACGUGUUCAUGCAUAUGCCAUCUUGAAUAGGGGUGGAUGACAUCAUUUCAGACUAUGCCCUUGAGCUGCCCCUAUAUGUCCCUACAGCUAUAACAAAUUUGGGUCAAACAGUUACGCAGUUAGGCAUAAGUUAGCAGAGUUACGCCUCAAACAUUCGUGUGUCCACCAUCUUGAAUGGGGUGGAUGAUACCAUCACAAACUACGCCAUUGAGGUGUCCCUAUGUGUCCCUACAGCUGUAGCAAAUUUGGUUCAGAUCGGUUAGGCGGCUCACAAGUUAGCCCAGUUACACCUCAAACGUUCAUGCAUCUUCCAUUUUGAAUCGGGGUAGAUGACAUAAUUACAAACAGCACCAUUGAGGAAUUUUUGUAGAGCCACUGCUGGUCAAUGUAGACCAGGCCUGUGCAAUGUGAGGCCCAGGGGCCACGUCCAGCCCGCAGGGACUUCUUUGCUGGCCCCCAGGCAGGAAUAUCCAGCAGCAACAGCAGGACCCAUGAAGAGCUCUCAGCUCGUCCCCGUGGUGAGCAGCAGUGGCUCAAUGCAGUUGGGAGCUUGAGACCAGAUGAGAUGCAUGUGGCAGCAAUGGACCAAUGAGUGAGUGAGCCGGUUGCUGCAAGAGCGGUUGAUCGAGUGGGUUGGAACAGCAGCAGCAGCAUCAGGUGGACACAUGCAGAGCACAGCCCCAAAAGGCAGAGGGUCACUCCUUCGGCCCUUCCUCUCUCCUCUCAGGAAACUGCCUUACAGCACCCCCCUACACAUGUUGCCGCCUUUGGAAUAUGUCCCACCGUGUACUACCCAUUGAGGCUGACUCCCAAGCAAGCCUACCUAGGAUUGCAGCCUGAAAGCAAGAGCCAUUGAGGGAGAGGAGAGGCCUUGGCAUUUGUUUGGGGCUGUCAUAGGUGCCCCACGGACUGAGCAGGGGUGGUGCCCAUUUUCUGGCCACUCCCUUUGGUUAAUAUUGUGGGUCCUGUGAAUAGGGGAAAUCCACAGAUUGCUAAUAAUCGCUUUCAUUAAUAUGGCUAAUGAGUUUUAAUGUAAUGUGCUGAAAAGAGAGAAGAGCCGAUCUUGUGCUAGCAAGCAUGACUUGUCCCCUUAGCUAAGCAGGGUCUGCCCUGGUUGCAUAUGAAUGGGAGACUUGAUGUGUGAGCACUGCAAGAUAUUCUCCUUAGGGGAUGGAGCCACUCUGGGAAGAGCAGAAGGUUUCAAGUUCCCUCCCUGGCAUCUCCAAGAUAGGGCAGAGAGAGAUUCCUGCCUGCAGCCUUGGAGAAGCCGCUGCCAGUCUAUGAAGACAAUACUGAGCUAGAUAGACCAAUAGUCUGACUCAGUAUAUGGUAGCUUCCUAUGUAUGACCUCGCCUCCCGUACCCCAAGUCAUGGUUGAUUCUGGUCCACUGGGGCAUUUGUGUGGUACAGCCCUGGUGUAGACAAUUCGGAGCUAGAGGCACCAAUCCUGGGACUCGGUCUAAGGCGACUUCCUGUGUCCUUGAGACUGUAGCCCUGCUGUGACUUCAAUGUUACAGUAUGUGUUGCUGAGAGGAAUAUAUUUAGAAAUGGCUGCUUAUCUCUAAGUAACCCUUUCUGCUUAAAAUAGUUAGAUGUUUGGGGAUUUUUAAAACUUCUGUAUCUUGUUCACGUCACAUGCCUAAAAAACCAAGGGCCAGAUUGAGACUGCAGACUGAGAGUGGGAAGGGAAGAGGAAGGUUGGCGCUGCAUCUCAGCUGGGCCCGUGUUAAGUGUUUGCCUUGAUCCACCCCUCAUUUGGGGACAUAAGCCAUGUGCUUUGCCAAGGGCUUGAGCUAAAGGGCAAGAGCUAUAGGGCUCUGGCUCUAGGGCUUGAAUAAGAAGAGUCGACUCCUGUGCAGAGCUCUGAGUUGGCAGCUGCUGAACUGGCCCACUGGCAGGCAAGCACUUGCUUGAGUCUGAAGACUUUGUACGGCCAGGAAGGAGGUAACAAUUGGCUCUGCAUGGCAGUUUGCAGCCAAGUGAGGCUACAUUUAGUGUCCGUUAAGGCCUCCAAGCAGCCCUGCCAUCCCCCUUGCAAGUGAGAGGGAGAGAAGAAGGGCAGAAGCUAUAGACUAGUCCAAUCCAUGGAAGAGGAUACCCUCCCCAGGGGAGCCCUCCCCUCCCUCCCUCCCUCCCCCACUACCACGUGGCGGAAUUGUUAGCAUGCCCCCAAAGCUUUGACUUGAUGAGGAGUGUGCCAACCUCUUCCUUCAUUAUUUUAUUUUCCUUGUGGAUAAGUGUGGCGAAAAAUAUUAGCUCAUAACUUUGAUCCAAUUAAAUAUGCUUGCCAGAC